Molecule: messenger RNA, 1278 nt
Organism: Penicillium nucicola
Lineage: Eukaryota; Fungi; Ascomycota; Eurotiomycetes; Eurotiales; Aspergillaceae
Product: SPFH domain-containing protein
Exons: 2
Coding region: 1-1278 (425 amino acids)
Cellular component (GO): membrane
Source: RefSeq, a predicted model, not a curated record
AUGGAGGGCGCAACCCGCCAGACCUCUAGGUUAAUCCGGUCUCGUGGCCAGAACCUCCUUCCCCAACAACGCCGCCUGCCACGCUCCAGCACCGGGUCACCCAGCACAGCCUUGAACCAGACUCAAUGCCGAGCCCUUUCAAAUUCAACCAAAAGCCUUGCCCCAGAGUCCCUCUUCAAUAGCCUUAAAUCCGGCGGUCCCUACGGCGACGGACCCACCACCUAUUUCUCCAACAGACAGCCCCUCCCCGCAAACACUGUCGUGCGAUUUGUGCCACAGCAGACAGCAUGGAUUGUUGAGCGCAUGGGAAAAUUCCACCGCAUCCUUGAACCAGGUCUGGCUGUCCUAGUUCCCUUCUUGGAUCGCAUUGCGUACGUGAAGAGCUUGAAGGAGUCUGCCAUUGAGAUCCCUAGUCAGAAUGCCAUCACGGCGGAUAAUGUCACAUUGGAAUUAGAUGGUGUGCUAUACACGCGUGUGUUUGAUGCGUACAAGGCCAGCUAUGGAGUUGAAGACGCAGAAUACGCCAUUUCGCAGCUGGCGCAGACAACCAUGCGAUCUGAGAUUGGUCAGUUGACCCUCGAUCACGUUCUCAAGGAACGCGCCAACCUCAACACAAACAUCACAAGGGCCAUCAACGAGGCUGCCCAGGAAUGGGGUGUCGUCUGCCUGCGAUAUGAGAUUAGGGAUAUCCACGCACCCGAGAAGGUCGUCGCUGCUAUGCACCGCCAGGUGACAGCCGAGCGGUCGAAGCGCGCUGAGAUCCUGGAUUCUGAAGGUCAGCGCCAGAGUGCGAUUAACAUCGCUGAGGGUCGCAAGCAGUCCGUCAUUCUAGCUUCUGAGGCGCUGCGUGCCGAGCAGAUUAAUCGCGCUACUGGUGAAUCCGAGGCUAUUCAGCUCAAGGCCAAGGCUACCGCACUAGGUAUUGAGGCUGUUGCCCGUGCCAUCGAGGAGGGUGGCCAGAAUGCCCAGAACGCUGUUGGUCUCCGCGUUGCCGAGCAGUAUGUCGAUGCUUGGUCCAACCUGGCCCGCGAGGGUACUGCCGUCGUGGUCCCUGGUAAUGUCGGCGAUAUGGGCGGCAUGAUUGCCAACGCCAUGGCUGUCUACGGAAAGGUCAGCCAGACGCAGGCUCAGAGUAUGGCCGCGAAGUCUCUUGGAGUGAAUGAUGUUCCCCAGUCUCCGCAAAGCUCAGAGCCUAGCGUCGACUCGAAGAGCUUCGUGGAGGCGCAGGAGACGGCUCAGACUCAGGCCCAGCCAGAUAUCAUGAAGGAUUCGAUCUAG